AUGGUUAGACAUCAAGUCCAUCUAGAGAUCAACGAGACCAAGGGCAAGAAGCUCAGAGUAAAGAUAAAGAAGAUCAGACCAGCGCGACUUCGACGUGACAAGAAGGGUAGGUACAUCAGGAGGAAGCAGAGGAAGGUGUAUAUCAACUCUCGCAAGUCAGACUUGGAGUUGAUCAAGAAGCUUAUGGAAAAGGCAUCCAACGCCAAGCACGUUCUCACACCGUCAAGUUCAUCAUCAUACAUCACUCCAACAGAGGGAUCAUACAUCAGAUCAAUCCAGGAUGCCAACUACAGGGAAGCGCUGAUGAAGAAUGCGAGAGACUUGGAACAACAGACUAGAGCAAAGGUCGAUGCGAUCAUCAAGGACGCGGCUGUACAUGCACUACCAGCACCUGAUCAACUAUUAAUCGACGCAGCAAUACCAGCGGCUGCCCAUGAGAUUGGAGAACACGGCAUCAAUGAAGGUGACCAUGUUGUGCACGUGUUCAAGGAGGUGUCGCCGCCACCAUCAGAUGAUGAGGAAGAGGAAGAAGAGGACGAUGGUAAUGAUCUGGGCAACAACCUUGACAGACUGCACGGCCAACAGACCUCAACUCAUGGACUACUACAACAGGCUCACUCUGACAUCAUGGACAUCAAGCAAUCACUCAACAAGCGAUUCCAACAGGACAUGGAGAAGCUCGAGAUUGAAGCGCAAGUGGAGCAGAAGAGAUACGAACUGGAGAUGAAGAAGCUAGCAGAUCACCGUGAACGCGAACAGAACAGCGCGAUGUCCAAAAUCAACAAGCUGUUAUCAGAGAGAAGGUCAAUCAGCAAGCAGGAGCCACGCGACACAGACAAGAUUGAACACAUAGAUGGAGAGAUUGAUCACAUUAGGCACCAAAUGGACGAUGGAGAUGUCAAGCGGAUGUUGGACCAAGCCGUCAAUGAACAGCGAUUGGAGCAAGCGAUGGAGCGAGCAGAGAGAGAGAAGCAGAAGACGGUCGAGCACAUAAAAGCUGUGGAGGUCAUGGCCGCUGCCGCUGCUCCCAGGCAGCCCAAGCCCUCGUUGCUUAAGAAGCCCGUACCCUCCAUCAUGCCCAAGGUAAAGACAGAGCCACAACCAGAGCAGACGUCUCCUUACAGCUCCCCUCCCCAUCCUCCAGCCACUUCGACAACAUCAACAACCACAACGACACCUACCAAUCCUCCAACAACAUCCACGACGUCUACUACUACCACAACAACAACUAACAAGAGACUAUCCGUCCCAGCAUCUAGUGUCAAGGCAUUGAGAGACGUACCAGCAGCUCUAACUCCCAAGAUCGAACCAAUGAUUCAGAAGUACAUUGACGGGGACUUGCAAGGUUCACAAGCACUCUUCUAUAAACUUGGCUUGGAGUUGCGACCUGCUGCAAUGGAUCCAAAUGAGAAGCGAGACCUCCAGAAAGAACUUAAAGACCAAACAAUUCACGCCAAGCGAGUACAGGACAUGGCAUCGAUGCAACAUGUCGUAGAGACGAUUGCACCUCAAGUAUCAGAUCUCGUCACGCGCUACUGGAACAACGCCAUCAGUUGGAAGGACUUUGGAACACUAUUAAAGAAGGAGCUCAAGUACGAGAAGAACAAGGCCACGUUGGCGGAUGCUAUUAUUAAUGAGGCACACCAGAUCAAGAAGGGUAGUGGCAAGGUUGAGGACGGUGGAUUGUACGACUAUGAGAUCGAGCAGUUGAUGCAGCCGUAUCACAAGGAUGGGUUUGAUGGUGUCAUUGCGAGUGAUCAACUUGAUGAGCUCAAGCCCAAGCAGCGCAUGUCAUUCAUCUUGAACCUGGACAAGAGCAAUCAGCCGGGCAGUCACUGGGUCGCAUGUAACAUUGAUGCCAAGGGUGACAAGGCGAUUGAGUACUACGACUCGUUUGGCGAUGAUCCCAGCACUGACUUUAUGAGAAGGAUGAAGCAGUUGGUGGAAGAGAUCGACCCAGACGUGUAUCUCAAGUUUAAAGUCAACAGGGUGAUUGACCAGGCGACCAACAGCCACACGUGCGGGUAUCAUGCCAUGCGCUUCUUGUUGAAUCGUUAUCGAGGAGUACCAUUCAAAGAGGCGACUGGCUACAGUGAUGUGAGAAGGGAAGAGAAGCGAGCGCGAGCGAUGGAACAGAGAUACAAGAAAUUCGGUUACUUAUAA
Molecule: messenger RNA, 2163 nt
Organism: Acytostelium subglobosum LB1
Lineage: Eukaryota; Evosea; Eumycetozoa; Acytosteliales; Acytosteliaceae
Exons: 1
Coding region: 1-2163 (720 amino acids)
Biological process (GO): proteolysis
Molecular function (GO): cysteine-type peptidase activity
Source: RefSeq, a predicted model, not a curated record